This is a messenger RNA of Triticum turgidum subsp. durum (durum wheat), 456 nucleotides long. NCBI's taxonomy places the organism in Eukaryota, Viridiplantae, Streptophyta, Magnoliopsida, Poales, Poaceae. The record is from the annotation of a GenBank genome assembly.
AUGGAGAUUGGCCGACGAGGGCUCUGCAACUCUGGCGAUACUGCCUUGAAGCUGUUCGGAAGCACCGUCAGUGUUGAAAUGGAGCAACGCGGGGCCGCCGGAAGCAGAGACGACGCUGCAGUGAAGCCUCGCCGGAGUUGCAAUGAAGCUUCACCGGACGCGUCGGUGUUGCGUUGGAGCUCCACAGUCGGCAUCGACGCCCGCUGCAUCGCAGCUCCGGCGACGUCGCGACCACUGCAUCUUACCUCCGGCAGCCGCUGCAUAGCAGCUCUGGCGGUGUCGCAGCCGCUACAGUGCAACUCCGGUGGCGUUGAUGAGCGCUGCAUCGCAGCUCCAGUAGCGUCGAUGCCCGCUGCAUCACAACUCCAAUGGUCGUUGCAUUACAGCUCCGGCGUCGUCGACGCCCGCUCCAUCACAGCUCCGACAGUCGAGCUGGUAGGUGUGCUUGGAGCGUGA